CAAGGUUUUAUUCUUCUGAUAUUGUUGGUUUCUUCGUUUCUGUGGGUCUGACUCGGUCUCUCUCCUUUUCGAGCCAGAACCACCGAAAAACCCACACUGUAUAGCAAACCCUAAUUCUUUGGUCUCAGAUCGGCCAUGGCUUCCAGUAAAGAACGCGAGAACUUUGUUUACGUCGCUAAGCUCGCCGAGCAGGCCGAGCGUUAUGAUGAAAACUUGGACAUCGUUUUAUCUAAAUGGUGGAAGCAAUGAAGAAUGUUGCAAAGCUUGAGGUUGAAUUGACAGUUGAGGAAAGAAACUUACUUUCUGUUGGAUACAAGAAUGUGGUUGGAGCACGGAGAGCAUCAUGGAGGAUCUUAUCAUCAAUAGAGCAGAAAGAAGAAGCUAAAGGAAAUGAAGCAAAUGCUAAACGCAUCAAGGAAUACAGACAAAAGGUUGAAACAGAGCUCUCUGGUAUUUGUGAUGAUAUCAUGACAGUGAUUGACGAGCACCUAAUUCCAUUGGCUUCAGCUGGGGAAUCGACAGUGUUCUACUAUAAGAUGAAAGGAGAUUAUUAUCGUUACCUUGCUGAAUUUAAAUCUGGUAAUGAGAAGAAAGAAGCAGCUGAUCAAUCGAUGAAGGCAUAUGAGGCUGCAACCAGCUCAGCCGAAUCUGAAUUACCCCCUACACAUCCUAUCCGUUUGGGUUUGGCAUUAAAUUUCUCAGUCUUCUAUUAUGAAAUCCUGAAUUCACCCGAAAGGGCCUGCCACCUUGCAAAGCAAGCUUUUGAUGAAGCCAUCUCCGAACUUGACACCCUUAACGAGGAGUCAUACAAAGAUAGCACCUUAAUCAUGCAGCUUCUUAGGGACAACCUUACAUUAUGGACUUCUGACAUCCCAGAGGAUGGAGAUGAUGCCCAAAAGAUCAAUGGAACUGCCAAGAUUUCUGGUGGUGACGAUGCCGAGUGAAGCGGAUAGCAUCAUAAGUGGCAGAAUCACUACUCUGGAGAUGAUGGAUGUGACUCGAUAAUUGCUCUUGGUGUUUAGCAUAAGGAGGGUUCC
Cucurbita pepo subsp. pepo (vegetable marrow) is the source of this 1037-nucleotide messenger RNA. RefSeq names its product general regulatory factor 9. The record is from RefSeq and is a predicted model, not a curated record. Lineage: Eukaryota; Viridiplantae; Streptophyta; Magnoliopsida; Cucurbitales; Cucurbitaceae.